Messenger RNA from Spodoptera litura, 2746 nucleotides. RefSeq lists its product as uncharacterized. Lineage: Eukaryota; Metazoa; Arthropoda; Insecta; Lepidoptera; Noctuidae. The record is from RefSeq and is a predicted model, not a curated record.
CCUACGUUUGUUUGUACCCCGUUGUUUGGGUUUCCAUGCUGAAAUAUUGAUUCUACGAAAGAGUCCAUGAGAAUGUUAGUGUGCGGUCAAUUUAUAGCGCUUACCUAGGUUUUACGUAGGUCCCAGCUCUAUGUGUGGAUGUAAGCCCCUCAGUUAUACGCAGUAGGGUGGGCGGGUCAACAUUCGCCCAUGUUCUUAAUACGAUUCAUUUAGUGUUCGAGAAACAGAGAGUCACACGCGACAGUGUAGUGUUGACGUCCAUUGUUAUUGGUCACUUAGUGGCCAGUUUGAAACAGUUUUAGUGAGUGUCGAAGUAAACAUGAAUCGUAAAUUUUUAUUAACGAUCUUUACUAUCAUAUUGAUCGUUAGUAUCGAAGGUAGAAAAACUUCUGGUCGAAGUCGUGGUUCUGGUUCGGGUCGUGGAACAAGCAGAAGAACAAAUUAUAACCCUCAACCUGCACCAACUUCUUUUAGUCAAGCACAAGCACAAAAGCCUACCUUGUUUGGAUGGCAGGAGCGACCCGGUCAAUCUUCGUGGCAAUCAAAAUCAUCCAGUGGACAAAGUCAUUCAUAUCCUUCGAGUGGCACUGGCAGUCACACAUAUUCCAGUGGCGGUAGUGGAAGUCAUACAUAUCCUAGUGGUGGUAGUGGAAGCCAUUCAUAUCCUAGUGGUACCGGAUUAUCUGGCGAUAACAAGCCUAAGGCUAGUGGUGGCAGUGGCAGUCAUUCAUAUCCCAGUGGUGGUAGUGGGAGCCAUUCAUAUCCCAGUGGUGGCAGCGGGAGCCAUUCAUAUCCUAGUGGUACUGGACUAUCUGGCGACAACAAGCCAAAGCAACCGUCUUCUCCUAAUCAGCAAGCAGGACAUUCCUACCCAUCUUCACCUGGAUUAUCAGGAAGCGCUGGUGGUGGAUAUCCUCAGCAAGCUGGAAGUAAGUAUCCACAGCAGGGAACCGGAACUGGGCAGUCAGGGUACCCGCAGUCAGCACAUAACUAUCCACAACAACAACAUGGAGUGGGUGGUUCUGGUUCAGCAGUUGCGCCGCCACCAUACACACCACAUCAAAAUAACUAUGGAAACCAAUAUCAUCCUCAAGGCCCACCGCCUCCUUAUUCAAAUUAUGGCGGAUCUAACUAUGGUGGCGCUGGUGGACACGGUUAUUACAAUCCUGGAUUUGGCCCCCAAGUACCAGGAUAUUUUGGAAACUAUGGAAAACCAAGUGGAGGAAUGAGUCGCGGUGGAAGCGCCCUGGCAGGAGUGGGUAUUGCCGGUGCUGGUAUUGGAACAGUAUUAACUGGCUUAGCUCUUUGGAAUUUGGCUCGUUCUACAGGACAUCAUCAUCACACUGUUGUAUAUGAUAAUAGAGGACAACCUGUAGCUGUAGCACCGGUUAAUGAUACGUCAGCUGCUGCGGAUUCCAUUUUAGCUGAUUUAGUAAAUUGUAGUUUGACAAUAAGCAAUGACGAUAAAACCGAAGUGCUGGCGAUACCGUGUUCUAUUGCUACUUCAUUCACUCCCGACGCUAACGUAAAGGACUCCGACGUUAAUAAAGAUCCUAAUGAUAAUACUAAGUGCACUAUUGCAGUUCUCACAAAGGACGGUAAAGAGUAUAUGACCACUAUACCGUGCUCGAUUCUUCUUAAUACAGCUGCAGAGAAUAAUGUUACAGAACCUCCCUUAGUAAUUGAUCAACCUAUCAACAAUAACAACUUUACUAGCGACGGAGACAUCCAAAACGGCACUUCCACGGAAAAUCUUCUAAAAGGAGAACCAACCGCUCUUAGACUUUCCGGUGAAGAUGUAAAUGGAGAUGAUAAAAAAAUUGCACAACUAAAUUGUACUGUACAACCGGAAGAAAUAAGAGAUCCAAUAAAUCCGUGUUUUUCUAUUAAUCAUAAUUUAACUGUCAUACCCCUGCCAACUACGGAGGCACCAAAAUGAUUUGCUAGUUCCUAUUUAAGAUGUAUAAUUUACUUGUAUAAACUUUUUUAGUCCACAAAGUUUCCGAUAUUAUUAGGUAUCAGACACAUUAAUUUCAUUAAGUUUUUUUGUAUAAUUUUUGCUCAUCUCAACGGUAUUAUUAUUUGUUACUUAGAUGGUUAAAUGAAAUUUGUUAUGCACCUGUAACUCUGCAGUUACAAGAUCUAUUUAAUUUCUGUUCUAAGUGGCUUUGUUGUAUUAGAUUAUACUAUGUUGGAUAUUACCUGGAUGUCACACAGACUGUCCGAUUUUGUAAAAUUCAACCAUUCGAGUGAGUAUCGAUCACCACAACACCUUGUGUUUGCGUUUUCACUAAUAUCUAUAAUAGGUAUCUAUAUUUUGGUGAUUGUGUAGGUCGUUUACAUGGGUAGUUUACACAAAGAGUGGCAUAUGAUGUCUUUAGCUUAUAAUAAAUUUGAAUAAUAAAAAACACUCUAAAAACGCAAUCAAAGGCAGGGGAAAAGCACUUGUUAUGUGUAAUACCCACCUGAAACGAUUCGUUUAGAUAUACUAUAUCUAAUAACUAAUAAGAUAAAUAUUAAUAGUAUUAUAAGUAUUGUAUACCUAUUCUGUUUAAUGUUAGUCACAUGCACAUAAUUUUGUUGUUAAGUGAAAAAUAAAUGCAUGUGUUGUUGUAAGCACGCACGUCUUUUACUUUACUAGGUAGGUACAUACCUAAUUUAACUAUUUGUCUAGAUCAUUUCACAUGUAUAUUAGGGUUCUGGCAUUAGCGGUCAGGGUCGAGGGCAUAUACAGGGUGACCGGAGA